ACUUCAUUGGAAUAUACUCGUUCAUGGAGAGGUCCGGUUGGGGCUACUUGGAACUUCUUGGAACUGUUCGAUAUCGCCGCAGUCCUCCACCAUAUCCAUACGCACCUCAAGCCUGGCGAACACCACACCACGCUGUGCCCGUCCAUCCGAGGCGUCGGGAAUGGGGCCCAACAUUGGCCGUGGAGGGGACCGAUACGAAUCGUAUACGGCGGGGGAAACGUGAAAGUUCAAAACAGAGAAACGGCAAAACAGCUGGGCAAAAUGUAGUGCUGGAAAGCAAGUCAAAGGAAGCUAUGCUGGAAACCGAGUCAAAGGAAGCUGUGCUGGAAACGCAGUCGAAAGAAACUGUGCUGGAAAACAUACCUCUCUCACUUUCAUUUCGUGUGCGACAUUUUGAGUCAUUCUGGGAAAAUAAAAAUCAAAUUUUCAAUAAUCUGAACGUAAUGGCGCCCCGCAGAAGUGCUCGUAUUUUGGCGUCCCUUGCCGCCCCGCCCUUGCCCCGACGCGCUGCGUUCCUCCGCGCAGUGGAGGCCAUAUCCGUUCACGGGCGCCUCAGGACCACCACCACUGCUAUCCAGCGCCGCAGGACCACCACCACUGCCAGCCAGCGCCGUGCAAUCCAGAUCGCUGCCAACCAGCCGCCCGCUGAGGACCCUCCCGUUGUCAACCGUGGCGGGAUCAAUAAUCUGAACGUAAUGGCGCUCCGCAGAAGUGCUCGUAUUUUGGCGUCCCUUGCCGCCCCGCCCUUGCCCCGACGCGCUGCGUUCCUCCGCGCAGUGGAGGCCAUAUCCGUUCACGGGCGCCUCAGGACCACCACCACUGCUAUCCAGCGCCGCAGGACCACCACCACUGCUAUCCAGCGCCUCAGGACCACCACCACUGCUAUCCAGCGCCGCAGGACCACCACCACUGCCAGCCAGCGCCGUGCAAUCCAGAUCGCUGCCAACCAGCCGCCCGCUGAGGACCCUCCCGUUGUCAACCGUGGCGGGAUCAAUAGUCGCGGUACCAAUCGCCGUGGGACCAACCGCCGCGAGCCCAAUCGCCGCGGUACCAACAGUCUUCCUGUGCAGGACACCGCACCGAUCGUGACGCUCCUCCAGAAUCCCGACCCACAACGUGGCACCGGUAACCAUGCCGUCAUGGGAGCUUUGGCCGCUAGCUUACAAGUUGCGGGGCUCCAAAUUAGGCGUACGCCGCCUCCGCAAGGAGCGAUCCGACGGACGGGUGCACGGUGGAGUUAGUGGACGACUGUAUCUACGACUGGAAGGCCGUUAAUCUCGGGCCCUUGGGCACGCCCUACGAGGGCUGCCACUUUAAACUACGCCUUUACUUUCCGCAGACGUACCCAGCUCGACCACCGUUUUUGAUGAUCCUUACAAAGGUCUACCAUUGCAACGUACACAACAGCGCUAUCUGCGUGGGGGUGGACGGCCUGCUACGCCCAGACUUGAGAUUCCACGAAGUCUGAAUAAUCCCACACUUUCCGAAUUCUUCGGGCACCAUGAGAACAUACUAACAUAAUAUACAAUUUAUAUAUGACUGAAAUAAAGGCCCAGGCUGUGAGUUGUCUGAUACAAUGAUAACAGACUUUACUGCGCAAAAUUAGUGUUAUAAGUCGAAGAACUGACCAAACGACGAGACCACCUUGUAUAAUUGCAUCAUGAUCUCGACUUUUUUGCUUUGCUUUUUUGCAUUUUUGAGGUACAGAAAUCUCGCAGAGUCUGGCAACACUAUUCCUGACGAUAUUUUGUAAGAAUGCUGCUGUGGGCACACUUGUAUGCAAGAAGCGUUUAUAGGGAUGGGUAUCUUCAAGAAUAUAUCGAUAUUGAUCAUAUAUCGAACAUGUCGGUCUAUCUAUCGAGAAGAAUAUAAAUUAGACAUGUACAAAUAUCGCAAGAAAGCGUACUUAUGGAUGCAUAAUUUAUGCACGCACCAAGCAUAGCGACGAUUACAUGAAGAUGAAGUAUUUUCUCUCAGCGAUACCCAAAUAUGAGAUGAGUCAAUGGUUUGCGAUAGAUCGUAAGAAUAAUCGAUGCAUUCAUCCAACAAAUAUCUUUUAAAACAGGAAUAUCUCAUUCCCAUAUCGAUACAGUAUCGAUGCCCAUUCCAUUUUAUCUUUUGGAAGCUCUUUUCUGAGACGCACCAGUGAGAAAUUCGUACUGGCGUUUUCCAGCACUGGCCGAAAAUCAGCUGUGCCAAAAGCAGAUUUCUUUGAAAGCCAUUUUGCAACACAAGAGAACAGACUCGUGUUAAGUUAAAGUUCAAUUACAACUCAUUAUAUUCGAGGAGGCACAUGCUACUCCCUAAAAAUCGUGUCCCACUGGAGGGCACAAGGCAAAGACGAGUCUCCUCCCUCCUCCUCCAGCCACGACUGGCACCAUCGCAUACUGGAGACUGGAGAGUGGAGUCUGGAGAGUGGAUCAUCAAUGUGCUGGCCUGUGGAGAGGAAAGCCCCAUCGACUUAUGCAGUGGAGAGGAAAACUGUAAUGGCGCCCCGCAGAAGUGCUCGUAUUUUGGCGUCCCUUGCCGCCCCGCCCUUGCCCCGACGCGCUGCGUUCCUCCGCGCAGUGGAGGCCAUAUCCGUUCACGGGCGCCUCAGGACCACCACCACUGCUAUCCAGCGCCGCAGGACCACCACCACUGCCAGCCAGCGCCGUGCAAUCCAGAUCGCUGCCAACCAGCCGCCCGCUGAGGACCCUCCCGUUGUCAACCGUGGCGGGAUCAAUAAUCUGAACGUAAUGGCGCUCCGCAGAAGUGCUCGUAUUUUGGCGUCCCUUGCCGCCCCGCCAUGGCCCCGACGCGCUGCGUUCCUCCGCGCAGUGGAGGCCAUAUCCGUUCACGGGCGCCUCAGGACCACCACCACUGCUAUCCAGCGCCGCAGGACCACCACCACUGCUAGCCAGCGCCUCAGGACCACCACCACUGCUAUCCAGCGCCGCAGGACCACCACCACUGCCAGCCAGCGCCGUGCAAUCCAGAUCGCUGCCAACCAGCCGCCCGCUGAGGACCCUCCCGUUGUCAACCGUGGCGGGAUCAAUAAUCUGAACGUAAUGGCGCUCCGCAGAAGUGCUCGUAUUUUGGCGUCCCUUGCCGCCCCGCCCUUGCCCCGACGCGCUGCGUUCCUCCGCGCAGUGGAGGCCAUAUCCGUUCACGGGCGCCUCAGGACCACCACCACUGCUAUCCAGCGCCGCAGGACCACCACCACUGCUAUCCAGCGCCUCAGGACCACCACCACUGCUAUCCAGCGCCGCAGGACCACCACCACUGCCAGCCAGCGCCGUGCAAUCCAGAUCGCUGCCAACCAGCCGCCCGCUGAGGACCCUCCCGUUGUCAACCGUGGCGGGAUCAAUAAUCUGAACGUAAUGGCGCUCCGCAGAAGUGCUCGUAUUUUGGCGUCCCUUGCCGCCCCGCCCUUGCCCCGACGCGCUGCGUUCCUCCGCGCAGUGGAGGCCAUAUCCGUUCACGGGCGCCUCAGGACCACCACCACUGCUAUCCAGCGCCGCAGGACCACCACCACUGCUAUCCAGCGCCUCAGGACCACCACCACUGCUAUCCAGCGCCGCAGGACCACCACCACUGCCAGCCAGCGCCGUGCAAUCCAGAUCGCUGCCAACCAGCCGCCCGCUGAGGACCCUCCCGUUGUCAACCGUGGCGGGAUCAAUAAUCUGAACGUAAUGGCGCUCCGCAGAAGUGCUCGUAUUUUGGCGUCCCUUGCCGCCCCGCCCUUGCCCCGACGCGCUGCGUUCCUCCGCGCAGUGGAGGCCAUAUCCGUUCACGGGCGCCUCAGGACCACCACCACUGCUAUCCAGCGCCGCAGGACCACCACCACUGCUAGCCAGCGCCGCAGGACCACCACCACUGCCAGCCAGCGCCGUGCAAUCCAGAUCGCUGCCAACCAGCCGCCCGCUGAGGACCCUCCCGUUGUCAACCGUGGCGGGAUCAAUAGUCGCGGUACCAAUCGCCGUGGGACCAACCGCCGCGAGCCCAAUCGCCGCGGUACCAACAGUCUUCCUGUGCAGGACACCGCACCGAUCGUGACGCUCCUCCAGAAUCCCGACCCACAACGUGGCACCGGUAACCAUGCCGUCAUGGGAGCUUUGGCCGCUAGCUUACAAGUUGCGGGGCUCCAAAUUAGGCGUACGCCGCCUCCGCAAGGAGCGAUCCGACGGACGGGUGCACGGUGGAGUUAG
Molecule: messenger RNA, 4190 nt
Organism: Drosophila miranda
Lineage: Eukaryota; Metazoa; Arthropoda; Insecta; Diptera; Drosophilidae
Exons: 9
Coding region: 2427-4190 (587 amino acids)
Source: RefSeq, a predicted model, not a curated record